AUGGGAGGAAAAGAAACAGAAGAAUGCUCGGAGGGGGUACCCUGCGAAGAGCAGCAGCAGCAGCAGCAAAAGCUGCAGCAGCAGCAAGAACAGCAGCAGCAGCAGCUAGAACGACAGCAGGGUCAGCAGAGCGAGGAAGAAGAAUCAGAAGAGGGUAGCGACAACCCAUCUGAUGCUGCGGGAGCAGCAACCGCGACUGCAGCAGCAGCAGCAACAGCAGCAGCAGAAACAGAGCAUGCGCCUGCUUCAGGUGAGGCACCGGCCUCAGCAGCAGCAGCAGCAGAAUCACCAGCCGCCGAAGCAGCAGCAGCAGGACAAUCACCAGCAACAGGAGCAGCAGCAGAAGCAACAACAAAAGCUGCAGCAGCAGGUGCAGCAAAAUCACCAGCAGCAAAAACGAAGCAGCGCAAAGUUUCAAGGAAGCAAAGAGGGCCCCCAGCAGUUCGUCAGGUAGCUCCUCCUCCUCCUCCCCCUCCUCCUGCUGCUGCUGCUGCUGUUUUUUAUCCUCCUCCAUUUGUACCGCCUCCGCCUCCUGCUGCUGCUGCUGCUGCUGCUGCUGCUGCUGCUGGCGUGCCUCCUCCACCCCCUCCGCACAUCGCAGCAGCGGCUGCAGCAGCAGCAGCAACAAUUGCUGUUGCAGCAACAGCAACGCCGCCACCUCCUCCUUUCCCUGCUGUUAGGCCUCCCCCUCCGCCUCACGUUGCUACUGCUGCUGCAGCUACCAGCCUGCAGCAGCAGCAGCAGCAGCAGCAGCAGGGGAGUGAGGGUUCAGAUCCGCUGCGUGAGUUGGCGUACUUUACGCUGCUGCAGCAGCAGCUGCAGCAGGGGCAGCAGGGUGGCUCUGCUGCUGCUUCACCUGCUGCUGCAGCUGCAGGUGAAGCAGCAGCAGGAGGAGAAGACGCGCAGCUGCUGCAGCAGCUAGAGUUUUGUAAAGAUUACGAAGACUGCAAGAACCUCUGUUCGUCAAUUUUGUCGAGGCCCUUCACUUCUCCUCGUGUUGUUGCUGCUGCUGCUCUUCGUCUCGCUAUCUGUGGCAGCAGGGAGUUUAAGCAGCAGCUGCAGCAGCAGCAGCAGCACAAACAACUUCAAAAAGCUUCAAAGACACCAACGUCUAUCACUGCAAAUACGGAUGUCCCCUUCUUGGAUUAUCAAUUCGAUGAUCGGUUUGGAGAUUUUUUGCAGCGCAUGCGUUUGGUGCUGCAGCCGCAGCUGAAGCAGCUAGAGCAGCAGCAGCAGCAGCAACUAAGGGUUUGUGAAGCAGAUAUAGGUGCAGAGUACUUGACAGAUUUGUUAGGUGCAUGCGCCUUGUCUUCUGUAAUUAGAAUGGAGAAGUGUUCUCUCGUAUGGGAAUACCUUUGCGAGGCGACUGCACAAAGCAGAAGAGGCCGACGAACUCCCGAGACUGGAGCAGACCGCCUCCACCAAAAAAGCCCAUACCCAUCAGGGGAGUUGAGUGCGCUGCGUGGAAGUGUUUGA
Molecule: messenger RNA, 1476 nt
Organism: Eimeria acervulina
Lineage: Eukaryota; Apicomplexa; Conoidasida; Eucoccidiorida; Eimeriidae
Exons: 4
Coding region: 1-1476 (491 amino acids)
Source: RefSeq, a predicted model, not a curated record